GAUGGCGCGGUCAGAGCGUGAUGUCAUCGACUUCUCAGCGCUGGAGAGAGAGCUGCAGACUGCAGUCGAGUCAGAGCGGAAACAUCAGAGAGAGAACGACGCCAAACUGAGAGCCGUCAGCCAGGGAGUCCCCUCCUACAGCCAGUUCAGGGAGCUGGUCCUGUCCUGCCACCUAAAGCCUCUGGACAAGAAAGACAAAGACGGAGCACCGCGGAAACAGCCCUGGAACCCAGUCGUCCUCGGCAACAAGUGAUGUCUGGUCGCCCUGGACAACAGUUGAUGUCUGGUCGCCCUGGACAACAGUUGAUGUCUGGUCGCCCCAGGCAACAAGUGAUGUCUGGUCGCGGCACGCAACAAGUGAUGUCUGGUUGCCCUGGACAAGAAACUUUUAUAUUUGAUAAGAUAAUUUUGAUUUUAAUAAAAUAAUAACUUCACACUCUGCA
Molecule: messenger RNA, 443 nt
Organism: Plectropomus leopardus (leopard coralgrouper)
Lineage: Eukaryota; Metazoa; Chordata; Actinopteri; Perciformes; Serranidae
Source: RefSeq, a predicted model, not a curated record